Melanotaenia boesemani (Boeseman's rainbowfish) is the source of this 3676-nucleotide messenger RNA. RefSeq names its product notum, palmitoleoyl-protein carboxylesterase a (gene notum1a). Bases 300 to 1790 code for a protein of 496 amino acids. The record is from RefSeq and is a predicted model, not a curated record. Gene Ontology annotation, molecular function: hydrolase activity. NCBI's taxonomy places the organism in Eukaryota, Metazoa, Chordata, Actinopteri, Atheriniformes, Melanotaeniidae. The transcript is spliced from 11 exons.
UGCGCUUGGUUCAGAAGCGCUUGAGUGGGGCUUUCUAGACGGAGGAGAAGAAACUUGUGGUCGCACUCUUAGUUUGAAUUACACAGAAACAAAUUCUACAGAUAACUGUAAUAGACUGCAGAGAAACUUUUACAUUUAUUUAAUAUUUUACGUUUAAAUUUACGUUUUGGGGAGCAGACAAGUGUUGUAGCGUCUUUGAACUCGUGCGUAAUCGCUGCUUGUUUCUCCGCUCCAUCAAGAAAAUUGUCUGUAUCCCUAACAAGACGUUGUAUUUGGAGGAAGGACGUUUAUCAUCUAAGAUGACAGCGAUGAAAAUGGUUUUAUCGGUGCUGCUGGUGGUCCUGAUGCAAUCCGGCGCUCUUUGCGCACGGAGGUUUCGAGGUGGCCGCAAUCCACAACCACGACGCGCACCACCACCUCCCACACACCGGGCGGACCGAGGUGAUACCACGGAGAGCUUCCCUCUGGAUUUCACCGCCGUGGAGGAGAACAUGGAUAACUUCAUGACUCAAGUGAAGAACCUUGCGCAAUCCCUCUACCCGUGCUCGGCGCAGAAGCUAGACUACGACAUGAAGCUGAACUUUUUGGAGAAUACAUCAGUCACCUGCAACGACGGGAGUCCCGCAGGGUACUACCUGAAAGAAUCUCGAGGCAGCAGGCGGUGGCUGAUUUUCCUUGAGGGUGGCUGGUACUGCUUCAACAAGGAGAACUGUGACAGCCGAUAUGAAACCAUGAGGAGGUUGAUGAGCUCGUCCAAAUGGCCCCAAACUAAAACAGGCACAGGGAUCCUGUCGCCACUACCUGAGGAAAACCCUCACUGGUGGAAUGCAAACAUGGUAUUUAUUCCAUACUGUUCCAGUGAUGUAUGGAGCGGCACUUCAGCUAAAACAGAGCAGAGUGGUUAUGCCUUCAUGGGGUCGCUAAUUAUUCAGGAGGUUGUGAAGGAUCUGCUGAGCAAAGGUUUAGACAAUGCAAAAGUCCUCCUAUUAGCAGGAAGCAGUGCGGGAGGUACCGGAGUUCUUCUGAAUGUAGAUCGUGUGGCAGAGCUGCUGGAGGGAUUGGGGCACACUGGGAUUCAGGUGCGAGGCCUCUCUGAUUCGGGCUGGUUCCUGGACAACAAGCAGUACCACUGCACAGACUGUGUAGACACUGUCAGCUGUACCCCGACUGAGACCAUCAAAAGAGGCAUUAAGUACUGGGGAGGAGUGGUGCCAGAGAGGUGCAGACAAUCCCAUGAAGGGGAGGAGUGGAACUGCUUCUUUGGAUAUAGAGUCUUCCCAUCUAUUAAAAGCCCUGUGUUCGUGGUCCAGUGGUUGUUUGAUGAGGCACAGUUGACAGUUGACAACAUCCAGCUAACAGGCCAGCCUGUGCAGGAAGGCCAGUGGCGUUACAUCCAGAACCUGGGCAUUGAGCUGAGGAAUACACUUAAAGAUGUCCCGGCUAUGUUUGCUCCAGCAUGUCUGUCACAUGAGGUUAUCACCAGAAAUUACUGGAUUGACGUGCAAGUUAAAGGCACCUCUUUGCCCCGUGCUCUGCACUGCUGGGACCGGAGCCUCCACGACAGCAGGAACAACAAGGCUCCACCCAAAGCCUGCCCUGUACAUCUGAUUGAUAGCUGCCCGUGGCCUCAUUGCAACCCCACCUGCCCGACCAUCCGAGACCAGUUCACAGGACAAGAAAUGAAUGUCAUUCAGUUUCUUAUGCACAUGGGCUUUGACGUGCAGAAGAUGGCUCAGCAGCAGGGCAUGGACCCCAGCAAGUUACUGGGCAUGCUCAGCAGUGGCAGCUAAAGGGGCGCACGUACAUACACACACACACACAUGCACACACACAUACACAUAAGCUAAACCCAGCAGAGCCGGCUGAUUUCUCCAGCUGGCACCCAUGACUGAUACCUCCAAUUUCAUCAUCCAUUUUACCAUGAAUCUAUUUCCGUCUGACCUCCUGUUUACUUUAUCCCAGACCUCACUCUGUCAAGGUGCUUCAGUUUUUAUCCAACAGUCUUUCCUGUUAACUGGUGACAAGUACCGGUUCAAAAUGCAACACAAAAAGGCACAAGUCUCUGCUACCACCCUUUUACAUGAUGUUUUAUAAAAGAAAAAAAAUCAUGAAUGUAAUCCAGUUUUAAGGAUGCUAAGUGAUGUUUGUCUUUAUUAACUUAAUCUAUCAAUUUAGAUUAGAUUUAGCUAUUGUUAAAAAAAAAAUUAAAAAGCAAUGUCACAAUGACGUAAAGACGCUGUUUUUGUAUGUAGUUGCUAUAGAGUCUAUAUUAUAACAUAAUUUUGUCAAGAUAGUUUUAUUUGCUCUAAAGAUAUAUUAUUUCUAAAAAAAUAAUAAAAUAAUCAACCCAUAUAAAGUGAUAAAUUUGAGAAAUACAGGGAAAUAUUGUAAGAAGAGAAGAGACGAGAAGAGGAAAGAACUUUAAUAUAACUUUAAUAUAGAUCUAAAUCAAAAGAAGGAACAAUAGCAGGUGACAAGUACCUUUUUUAUUGUUGAAAGUAGCUAAAUUUGAUUUAAACAGGCAGAUAAUGCCCAGACAACAUCGCAUUAGGUUUAUGAUAAUAAAAAACAAGGUUCCUUUAGACAAAGCUGGAAUCCAGCUGGCUUUGCUUCAAUAUCUAGUUUAGACAUAUUCUCAAAUGGUGCUAAAAUGAACCUGGAAACACUUCAUUCAUAGCUAUACAUACACCACAGUGCCAUUGCAUCUAGUUCAUACCUCUUCCUUACAGGCCACAUCAUCAUUUGAGGACUGGUAAAACCAGACCAGAGGAUACAGAUUUGUGUUAGCUCACCUCAGUACUUCAUCAGUCCUCAGUUUCAAUGCAAUGAACAUUUAAAGGGAGGCAAAUAUUGUUUAUUGUAUAUUUUUUGAGUAUUUGUAUAGGUUCUUUCAAGUGUUCACUCUUGUAACUCCCUUCUUAUUUUUCAUUAUAGAGAUCACUUGUUUUAAUAUAAUGACAAUGUUGUAUGUAAUAAUGUCUUUAUUAAUGAUGUUUUUAAAGGACCUCUAUUUCGCAUCACACCAGAAAAGGAGAAGUAUUACUAAUUGUAAUUUUAUUCUGUAACAUAUUUUUUAACAGAAAAAACUCAAGCUACAUUGGUAAUUUACAUAUUUAUUUUGUUAUGUAAAUCAUAUUUAUAAGUGCUAUUUUCACAGAGAAGUGAUUCUUUGUAAAUUGUAAAUACAUUGCUGUUUUUCUCUUUGUGUUGAUUGCAUGUCUUUGUAUCUGACCUAAAGGAAAAGACACAGUACAUAUACUACAAGGUAAAUAUGUUUGUGCAGACUUGUUAUUUUUCAUUGUAUUGAUUCUAAACAUCAGAACAGCUGCAGUAAUGGGCGCUGUGGUGGUAGAAUUGGUAUUGCAAUCAUAACAUAAAUUUCUUCUUCUGUACAGCUGCAAAAAAAAAGCAUUAAACAAGAAACAUGAAAGGACAGGAUGCAGAAAAAUUAAACAUUAAUAGCAUAAGCAUGUAACACUAAUGUGAGUGCCCAUGUGAUGGUGUGUGUGGAGAUGAACAAACCUAUUCAGCAAGGAAAUUGCUAUGAGGAAACAAGGAAUAGGAGAAAGAAUCAAAUAAGCGAAAAUAUUUUAUCACCUUUUAGCAGCCUACAAUUUCAAGAAAUCCAAUAAUCAGUAUAAAAUAAACUGCUAAAAUAAUCAAUCUAUUACACAUA